Messenger RNA from Diospyros lotus (date-plum), 759 nucleotides. RefSeq names its product heavy metal-associated isoprenylated plant protein 7-like. The coding region runs from base 1 to 759 and encodes 252 amino acids. Gene Ontology annotation, molecular function: metal ion binding. The transcript is spliced from 5 exons. The record is from RefSeq and is a predicted model, not a curated record. NCBI's taxonomy places the organism in Eukaryota, Viridiplantae, Streptophyta, Magnoliopsida, Ericales, Ebenaceae.
AUGGCGAUGACCGACGGUGGGGCGACUGGUGGCUGGAGGCAAAGGUUGAAGGAAGAUGAUGAAAAAGAAGGGCAUGCUUGGAAAUUAGCAAAAUGUAUGAGACCAAAUAACGAGGAGAAUCCUGACGGAGUGAUCGUUUUGGGGCUCUACAUGCACUGCGAUGGAUGCGCCGAAACAGUCGUCAAGCAUCUCAGAGGCUUCUACGGAGUCGAACAGAUCGAGACCGACAGGAAGAAUCAUAGAGUGACAGUGAAGGGGAAAAAGGCGGAGCCGAGAAAGGUAAUGGAGAGGCUUCGGAAGAAAGGCCAUUAUCAUGUCACGCUUAUCUCUCCCGUUCUUGUAGAGAAGAAAGAAGUGAAGAAGGAAGAGAAGAAAGAAGAGGCGCGUGCGCCGAAGGUCGUGGAAGUGGUGCUGAAGAUUUUCUUGCAUUGCGAAGCCUGCGUAGAGGAUAUCAAGCGCUGCAUUCACAGAAUGCAGGGCGUGUACAGCGUGGAGGCGGAAAUGGAGAAGUCGCGAGUGACCGUGAAGGGGGAAAUCGAAGCGAAGAAGCUUGCGGAGUACGUGAAGAGGAAGGCCGGGAAGCAUGCGGAGAUUGUGAUGGUGCUGCCGGAGAAGGAAGACGAGGAGGACGCCAAGAGGAAGCAAGAAGGUGAGAAUAAAAUUGACUUGGAGGGUCUUUACCGGAUUUAUCCUCCGGGGCUUGUCUACGCUCCCCAGCUUUUCAGUGAAGAGAAUCCGAAUGCAUGCUGUGCAAUGUAG